AUGGAGAAGAAGGACGAGCUGCCAUCAACACCAACCUCAUCAAAGGCCAAGGGCGACUCUUCGCCCUCGCCAUCGCCCUCGCCCUCUCAGGAGAGCGAGAAAACGGGCCACAAGCGAAAGCGAAGCGACCAAUCUGCGGCCGAAGUGGGUUCGAUUAUGGAGGACAUGCGCCAGGCCGGAGCACAGGACGGCAUCACCUCUACGAGUGCCAGCACCCAGCGACCUCUGGGUGAAGGCGAAGCUGCGUUUCUGAGCCUGGUGAUGCAAGCUGCCAACAGCGAGCCAAUCGAUGAUAUGUCGACCGAGCCGACGGCGUCGCUUCCCGACCAACUGCUCGAGUCCUUCAUCGUCCGGGCUGUGGCCGAGGUGAUGAGGCGAGAGGAGGAGGACCUGCGCAGGGCCAUCGCCGCUUCGAUGGCGAUGACCGCGGCAGCGCCCGGCGCGAGCAUGGACGACCACCAGAUGGUGCUGAGCGAGCCGAUGCCCGACAACCCCGAGAGGGCAGCUGUCAAAGUGGAGCCGUGGGUGCCCGCGAAGACCGAGACACCCCUCACGCUCCGCCGGCUUCGGCCGCCGUGGUUGGAUGCCUUCCAAGAAUUCCAAGCACGGGGCAUCUCUUUGGAGGAGUGCAAGGCCGAGGUCGAGCACACGUGGCAGUCGUUCCUGGCCGAGGGGACCGACAAGCGGGCGUGGACCAAGGUGCCCCCGACGGUCACCGCCUGGGAGGGCAUCGUCGAGUUCGUGCAAGAGCGAGCACGAGAGACGCAGGAGGAGGAAGAUCGAGAGCGAAAAGAGCGGAGAGAGAAGCGGAAGAAGGAACUCGAGCAGUUGGCCGAAGACGCCAAAAGGGCCAAGGAGGAAAAUG
This is a messenger RNA of Acanthamoeba castellanii str. Neff, 865 nucleotides long. RefSeq lists its product as uncharacterized. The transcript is spliced from 5 exons. The record is from RefSeq and is a predicted model, not a curated record. The annotation marks the transcript as partial. NCBI's taxonomy places the organism in Eukaryota, Discosea, Longamoebia, Acanthamoebidae.